Molecule: messenger RNA, 819 nt
Organism: Daktulosphaira vitifoliae (grape phylloxera)
Lineage: Eukaryota; Metazoa; Arthropoda; Insecta; Hemiptera; Phylloxeridae
Product: craniofacial development protein 2-like
Exons: 1
Coding region: 1-819 (272 amino acids)
Source: RefSeq, a predicted model, not a curated record
AUGAAGUGGCAAGAUACGGGCUCAAUACUAAUAAGUAAUACAACGUUAUUUUUUGGUGCUUGUGACGGAAGAAGACAAGCUGGAAGUGGAUUCGCGGUUAAUAACAAGCUACUAGCAGCGGUAAAAAGUUUUAAAGUUAUAAACCCUAGAUUAACGAUGUUCACACUGGAUACAAAAUGGUUUGAAGUAGUCUUCGUAAAUGGGAAUGCUCCCACAGAGGACAAGGAUAAAAAUGAAAAAGAUGAUUUCUACUCGUGGUUAGACAAUAUACUGUGUGAGAUACCAAGAGGCUGUGUACAAAUCAUAUUAGGAGAUUUUAACGCAAAAAUCGGACGUGAAGAAUGUUUUAAGCCGAUAAUAGGAGGGCAUAGUCUACACCAUUUAUCGAAUGAUAAUGGGUGCAGACUUAUAGACUUGGCAACGGGAAGAAAUCUAAGGGUUAAAAGUACCAUGUUCGCACAUAAGAAGAUACACAAAGGUACGUGGAGGUCACCAGAUGGACGACAUAUAAACCAAAUAGACCAUGUGCUUAUAAAUGAAAGAUUUAAUAACAGUAUUUUAGAUGUAAGAACCGUACGUGGAGCUGAUAGCGACUCAGAUCACUUUCUUGUGGCAGGUAGACUACGAGUGAAAUUAAAAAGAAGACAAGAAAUAAAGAGAGGAGGAGCUACGGGACGGUUUGACAUCACAAACCUUAACAAUCCAGCGGUAGUUAAGAAUUUUCAAAAAGGUAUAGAGGAAAAGUUAAGAAUAAUAAUUGCAAGUGGGUCAGAUAGAGAAGUGGAACCGAUCGAUUAUCGUUUGUGGGUGGGUCGGUGA